Molecule: messenger RNA, 3149 nt
Organism: Cydia pomonella (codling moth)
Lineage: Eukaryota; Metazoa; Arthropoda; Insecta; Lepidoptera; Tortricidae
Product: xylosyl- and glucuronyltransferase LARGE2s-like
Exons: 13
Coding region: 373-2460 (695 amino acids)
Biological process (GO): protein O-linked glycosylation via mannose
Molecular function (GO): xylosyltransferase activity; glucuronosyltransferase activity
Source: RefSeq, a predicted model, not a curated record
GUGAAAUGAAACGUAACGCACAUCAUGUGCCGAUGACAUUUAGGGUUGUCAAUGUCAAAUAGUCGAUUUAUGACGGCAGUGCACUGUGUGAUUUCGUUUUGUAUAUUUUCUGCUAUUUCAUAAUAAAAGAGAUAUUAAACAAAAUACCGAAUUAAUUUGUUGUGAAGUAGGUAUUACAUGACAGUAGGCAGUAAACUUAUACUGUAAAGUUUAAACCUGGGCCAGUUUAUUUAUACAGAGCGUUAGGUUUGUUGUGCUUUUUGAAUUAAUAUUAAUUAAGCUGUUCCUGUAUGGCGUAGUAUAUGCAUUACAGAUAGAUGUGUGUGUGGAAUUAAAGAUGCUUCCUACAAUGAACAUGUUUCAUACAUAACAAUGACAAUGAGACCCAAAAAUGUUCUCUCCUUCAUAUUUCUUCGACCCUGGCUAGGAGUGCCGUUUGGGAUAUGGAUAGCGGUAUCUGUGGUGUAUUACUGGUGGCUAAUAUCCCGGAUAAGCAUCCUGGAGACACAGAACAAGGUGCUACAAGUCGAUUCUAGAAAGGGGUUGCAAGUGCCUUAUAUUCCAGACGCACCAGGCACACUCUGCGAGACCAUCCAUGUGGCUCUGGUCUGCAUGAGCAAAUGCCCAAGGAUAGUGUCACCGAUGCUGAAGUCAUUGCUACACCACCGGCAAAACCCUGUGCACUUCCAUCUCAUAGUGGAUGUGGUGUCUGAGCACACAACGAAGCAUCUGUUUGAGACCUGGGAUCUACCUGAUGUGCAAUACACCACUUACAACGCUCAGAGCAUCUUAAACCGCGUGGCAUGGAUCCCAACAAGCCACUACUCCGGCGUGUAUGCUCUGGUCAAGCUGUUGUUCCCGGACAUACUGCCGGCGACACUGCGGCGAGUGAUAGUGCUGGAUUCCGAUCUGACCUUUUUGUGUGAUAUCAUGGAACUGUGGAACAUGUUCCGAAAUAUGACGGACCAGCAGUACAUCGGCCUAGUGGAAAAUGAGAGCAACUGGUACCAGAAUACCGAAAUCAGAUGGCCCGCGCUCGGUCGAGGGUAUAACACAGGUGUGAUGUUGUUAGACUUGCACAAAAUUCGGACCAUCACAGACUGGACGACUCUAUGGCACGACGCGGUCAACGACAAUAUAGACCGGCUGAAGACCACGGCGCUGGCUGAUCAGGACGUCAUCAAUGCCAUGAUAAAAAAAACACCAAAGAUUGUUUAUAAUAUUAGCUGCCAGUAUAAUGUACAAAUGUCGACGGAGACGCUAGCGAAAACUUGUUAUGGGGAAGAUGUAAAUAAUAUUAAGAUAAUCCACUGGAACUCCCCAAAGAAGUACAACGUCAACAUCCCCGACGUGGAAUACUUCCGAAGUAUCCACCUGUCUUACGUCAACUUCGACGGUAACCAGCUUCGAGAGAAGCUGCAUCGAUGUGACCGCGCCGAAGCAGUCACCGUGAAGACCGCGAACCCCAGCCGUUGUAUGAAAUUCCGCGCAGCGCAGAACAUAAAGCUGCGCACACACCUGUACUACAUGGACUAUAGCUACACGAACGUGGACAAUUUUGACGUCACACUGGUGCUGCAGCUCUCCAUGGACCGACUGCAGUUCUUAGAAAGGCUUGUGAAGCAUUGGGAAGGCCCUCUGAGUGCCGCGAUAUACCUAUCUGAUUGUGAAGUGGGAGUUCUAGAGAGCUUCAUCAAGGAUUUCUCUGAUACGCUCAGUGUUAGGAAAAACAUCGGAUACCAUCUCGUCUUCAAACACGAGGCUACGCACUACCCAGUGAAUUACCUCCGCAACGUGGCGCUAGAAAACGUGAACACACCGUACGUGUUUCUCAUGGACGUGGAUUUCGUGCCUAUGGCGGGGCUCUACGACCAUCUGCGAUCUGUCAUUAAGCUGGUGAACCCGUAUCCGCAGAAAAUGUGUCUAGUGGUCGCCGCGUUCGAGACGCGCCGCUACCGGCUGUCCCCGCCGCGCAACAAGACGGCGCUGCUGGCGCGCCUCACCGCGCGGCGCGGCGCCGACGUGGCGCCCUUCCGCGCGCUCGAGUGGCCGCCCGGCCACCGCGCCACCAACUACAGCCGCUGGGCGCGCGCCACGCAACCCUACCAGGUGGAUUGGGAGAAUCAUUACGAACCGUACAUUGUAGUACAUCGUUCCGUGCCUAAGUAUGACACAAGGUUUUCCGGCUUUGGGUGGAAUAAGGUAUCCCACAGCGUAGAACUACGUGCACUAGGAUACAAGGUGGUGGUGCUACCGGGGGCCUUCGUAGUACACACGCCGCACGCGCCCUCGCCGGCCAUCACCGCCUUCAGGACCAACAAGGAGUACCGACAUUGCCUGGCGCUCUUAAAACUAGAAUUCAUGGAGGACCUACGCCGCAAGUACAACGUAACAGUCGAAGACAGUAUGCUCCACUUCGGCAGGGAUCCUGUCAAACUGAGGGCCAAGGAGGCCGACUAAAGGAGUCCACCAGGGCGCUUACGAACGAUACUCUUUUGAUACUUUUCAAAUGGAUUCUAAUUUCGAAGACCAACCAACAGAAAAACAACUAACUCUUUAUGAUUUUUUUUAAUCAUAAGAAUAGCGUUCGUUAGUGAUUCUCUGGUGGACAUGAUGACAAGUUAAUGUAUUAGUAUAUUCGAUAAUAAGUCCCUCUCGCACUUACGGUAUUAAGAACAACGUAACACUCGAAGACAGUAUGCUCCACUUCGGCAAGGAGUCUGUCAAACUGAGGGCCAAGGAUGCCGACUAAAGGAGUCCACCAGAGCGCUUACGAACGCUACUUUUCAGAAUUAAGGUGAUUUUGAAGUAAGAGUAAUAACAAUAAUAAAUAUAUACGUUCGUUAGUGAUGCUCUGGUGGACCUGUUGGACUUGAUGACAAGUUUAUAUCUGAUAUAAAAUUAGUCUCUCCCGCGCUUACGGUACUUGCUAGUGAGGGAUAAAUCUACCAGUUUUACUAGAAAUUAUUAUUACUGUAUAUAAAAAUUUAACUAGUCAAUUGUGACAGCAAAAGUUAACUUAAAGGUAAGCGAAAAUGAUACGCACUUUAUUUCUUUCAUCGAUUUAAAUUCGAAAAAAAAAAAACAAGGCAACAAUUCAAGAUUGUGCAAUAUGUAAUUUCUCAAUUUCUGUUAAGUGUUAAAUUAGU